AUGGCUGUUGCGUAUGCAGCUGUUCUUUCUCUCAUUCAUGCCGUCAGGCGCGUCCAGAGGCACGGACUCUCUUACAGGCAACACGUCGAUCAAAUAGGGGAGAUGGGCUGCCUUCUGCACGAUUUUCUGAAAUUGUACUCUCUUGAAGACAUCGAAGAAGAAGAAGAAGAAGGAACAAGUAAUAUUGAGAGACAAAUUGUGGUUCUUGCUCAUGAGGCAGAAGAUGCGAUUGAAGAUUAUGUGAUUCAGAAACAUGUUUAUGGAUCAAGGAGUGUGUCAUCCUCACACAUUCAGUUGCUGGAAAGAGUCAAACAAUAUCUGAACUCAUUAUUGAGGAAAGUCAUGGAGAUUCCCGAGUUGAGAAACUUUGAAGAUCAAGAAAUGAUAUCCUGGAAGAGAGAUUUAGUAGGACUUGAGACUGAACAAGAUCAUGUCUUGGAAAGCCUCAUUCAAGGGGAUUCUUCAUGUCUGGUUAUUCCAAUAACUGGAGUGGGCGGUAUCGGUAAGACUUCAUUGGCUCGAUCUAUUUACGAAAACAAUCUUGUAUUGCAUCACUUUGAUGUCCGAAUUUGGAUCACAAUGUUCCACGAAUGCACGGUCCGAGAUGUUCUUUUGCAAAUACCUAUUUGUAAGGAAUUGCAAACUAAGAGUGAGGGUUUAGUUAGUGAGAACGAAUUGGGGGAACUGCUGCAGGCAAAUUUACAUGGUCGCAGAUAUCUAAUUAUAUUAGAUGGCAUGACGAGUUUGAAAAUUUGGGAUGACAUAAGUAGUUUUUUCCCAAAUGACCACAUAGGCAGUCGAAUUCUUGUAACAAGUAGGCUAUCAAGUGUUGCAACUUAUUAUGGCUUUCUAGGCCUUAAGAUGCGGUUUCUUGACGAAUCUACAAGUUGGCAAUUGCUUUGUCAAACAACAUUUGGAAGAAUGAAUUGUCCUUAUGAAUUUGAGCAUAUAGGAAAAGAGAUCACUCGAAAAUGUAAGGGCUUCCCCUCUUGA
This is a messenger RNA of Andrographis paniculata, 993 nucleotides long. RefSeq names its product disease resistance protein RPP13-like. The record is from RefSeq and is a predicted model, not a curated record. Gene Ontology annotation, molecular function: ADP binding. The transcript has a single exon. Bases 1 to 993 code for a protein of 330 amino acids. Gene Ontology annotation, biological process: defense response to other organism. NCBI's taxonomy places the organism in Eukaryota, Viridiplantae, Streptophyta, Magnoliopsida, Lamiales, Acanthaceae.